Molecule: messenger RNA, 1659 nt
Organism: Plasmodium vinckei vinckei
Lineage: Eukaryota; Apicomplexa; Aconoidasida; Haemosporida; Plasmodiidae
Product: pepsinogen, putative
Exons: 1
Coding region: 1-1659 (552 amino acids)
Biological process (GO): proteolysis
Molecular function (GO): aspartic-type endopeptidase activity
Source: RefSeq, a predicted model, not a curated record
AUGAAGAGCGUAAAAAUAGUGCCGGUAUUUUAUUUGGUGGCAUUUUUUUUCCACAAUUAUAAUGAAGUAAAAUGUAAUAAAGUAUAUACUACUGGAGAUAAUUUUAUGCCUUGUUCAGAAUGUAAGGAUAUAAAUAAAUGUGGUGGAUGUUUGUUUGAGCACAAUGAGUCUUUACCUAGUGCAAUAGAAUUAAAAUUGACAAAAAAAAAUAGGGAUAACAAUAUUCAUGAUAAUUUAAAAAUUCACCAUGAUUCAUUAAAAUUAGGGAAUGUAAAAUAUUAUGUAAAAAGAGGAGAAGGAGUUUCAGGAAGUUUAGGACAUGUUGGAGGAAAUGACAUAACCAAUAUGGCUGAAAUUCAUAAUGAAAUAAAAAAUAGAACAGAAAAAAAAGAAAAAAAUAAAUCGUCUUUAAGUUUUAUGGAUCAUAGUAAUGAUAAUAUAGAAGAUGGGAAAGAAAGUUAUAAUUUUUCAAAAAUCCAAAAACAUGAACAGGAUGGAAAUAAAAUAAAUACACAAGAAUUUGAAAAGAUAAAAAGUCAAAUUGAUAAAGAUACAAGUUCAUCAUCUGAUAAUGUUGAAUAUGAUAAUACAAAUCGAAGUGAGCCUUCUAAAGGUGUGACUAUUGAAGAGACAAGUGAUAAUGUGUUUUUAGUUCCUUUACAGCAUUUAAGAGAUAGUCAGUUUGUUGGUAAAUUAUUAGUAGGUACUCCUCCACAAGAAAUACAUCCAAUCUUCGAUACAGGUAGUACAAAUUUAUGGGUAGUUACAACAGAAUGUAAAGAAGAAUCAUGUAAAAAAGUACAUCAAUAUAAUCCAAAUAAAUCUAAAACAUUUAGAAGAUCCUUUGUAAAACAGAAUUUACAUAUUGUUUUUGGAUCAGGAUCUAUAACAGGUACAUUAGGUAAAGACAAUUUUAUAUUAGGUAAUCAUACAAUACGUAAUCAGAUAUUUGGAUUAGUUAAAAGUGAAUCUAGUGAUAAUUUAAAUAAUACAGAUAAUGUUUUUGAGUAUAUAAAUUUUGAAGGUAUAGUAGGAUUAGGUUUUCCUGGUAUGCUAACUGCAGGAAGUAUUCCAUUUUUUGAUAAUCUAUUAAAGCAAUAUAAAAAUAUGACACCUCAAUUUUCUUUUUAUAUAUCACCUAAUGAUGAAACAUCAGCAUUUAUAGUUGGUGGUAUAAAUAAAUCAUAUUAUGAAGGAGAUAUAUAUAUGUUGCCUGUUGUUAAAGAAUAUUAUUGGGAAGUGAAAUUAGAUGCUAUAUAUGUAGGAGAUGAAAAAAUAUGUUGUGAGGAAGAAAGUUAUGCAAUAUUUGAUUCUGGAACUUCUUAUAAUACAAUGCCUAGUAUUCAAAUAGAUAAUUUUUUUAAGAAAGUUAUAUCAAAACCAUGUAAUGAAGAAAACUAUAAUGAUGUAUUAAAAGAUUAUCCAACAAUAAAAUAUGUUUUUGGAAAAUUAGUAAUUGAAUUAUUGCCUAAUGAAUAUAUGAUUGUAAAUGAGGAUUUAUGUGUUCCAGCUUAUAUGCAAAUAGAUGUGCCAUCGGAAAAGAACAAUGCUUAUCUACUUGGUACUAUAGCCUUUAUGCGACAUUACUUUACAAUUUUUGUAAGAGGACAAGAAGGUAGUCCCUCUAUGGUUGGUGUGGCAAAAGCUAAGCGCAAUUAA